UAGUUGCAAAUGACAUGUGUGUUCACUUCGUGUUUGCUUUUCCUUUACUGUUUCUCUCUCUUUCUAUCUCUCUCUCUCUCCCCCCUUUCAGCAGUUUCCUCCAUUGCAAACCAAGCUUCCAUUCAAGCUUUCUGAGGGGCCCCUAUCUAUUCUCCACAUACAUACAAGACCCACUAACCAUUUCACCCAUCUCUGCCUUUUUCCCCAAAAAUCAUCCAUUUUAUAUUAAAGUCUCUCUUUCUUUCUCUGUACACAUUUGCUUUUGAACAUUAGAUUUUUCUCUGGCUUCCUUUGCCGUUUCUUUUUAUCAUUCACCGAGUUUUUUUUUGCCACCACUUGUGCUUCUAAACUACUCAUCUAUGCAACUGUGCCUUUUUAGGCCUCUGGUUUGGUGGGUUUGUAUUAUUUGAAGACUGACGUCUACAUUGGGCCAUCUAUGCUUAUUGAAUUUCACUUGCAUCCAAAAAGGGAAGCCCUUUCUUUGCUUUUGUUGAUGCUCGAGGAAGAAGAUCAAGGGGGCUAGCUUAUACCCUUGGAUCGCUGCAAAGACAUUUUUCUGGUACCCAGGUGGGCAUGUGUUGAUUUAUUGGCAUAUUAAGCGUGACCACCAAAUACAAUUUUGACUGUGGAGGAUCACAGAUGUCGUCUGAGAGUCUGAAUGCAGAAUUAUCAAAGAAGACAUCAAUUUUGGGUUUAAAAUUGUGGGUGUUAAUUGGAGUAUCUGUUGGAGCUUUUAUAAUUUUGAUUCUCUGUAUCCUGUCUGUAUGGGUUACGUUUCGGCGGAGAACUAGAAGAUCAGUGGACAAGUUCUCACUUUGUCAAAUACCAAAUGUGUCGAAGGAUAUCAAUGUUGACAGGGUUGGGGCUCAGAGUUUCAAUGAUCACCCCGGAAGUUUAUACCUCACCGUCCAUGAUAAAUCAACAGAUAAGAACUCAGAAAAGACACCAGUUUUGGGAAUGAGCAAAUCGAGUGAUGCUGAUAACAUCAGCCAAACUAGUUCAAUUUAUCAUCAUGAAAGAGGAUUUAGUUCGCACUCAGGGGAAGAAGGAAGCUCUGGGACUGUGAAGAAGCAGUCUUCAUUGUCAUAUGCAGGACUUGUGACAGCCUCCCCUUUAGUUGGCCUGCCAGAAAUUUCACAUCUUGGAUGGGGCCACUGGUUCACUCUCAGGGAUCUUGAGUUUGCAACAGACCGUUUUGCAGCAGAGAAUGUGAUUGGUGAGGGUGGUUAUGGGAUUGUUUAUAGGGGUAGGCUAAUCAAUGGAACUGAGGUAGCUGUGAAGAAGCUUCUUAACAAUCUAGGACAAGCAGAGAAAGAAUUUAGGGUUGAAGUGGAGGCCAUUGGUCAUGUUCGUCAUAAGAACCUAGUACGGCUUCUUGGCUACUGUAUUGAAGGAGUGCACAGGAUGCUGGUGUAUGAAUAUGUUAACAAUGGCAAUUUAGAACAAUGGCUACAUGGAGCAAUGUGCCAUCUUGGUACCCUGACAUGGGAGGCUCGCAUGAAGAUUCUUCUUGGCACUGCUAAGGCGCUUGCCUAUUUGCAUGAAGCAAUUGAACCAAAGGUUGUUCACCGAGACAUAAAGUCAAGUAAUAUCUUGAUCGAUGAUGAGUUUAAUGCUAAGGUUUCUGAUUUUGGAUUGGCCAAGCUCCUAGGUUCAGGAGAAAGCCACAUCACAACUAGAGUUAUGGGUACAUUUGGUUAUGUUGCGCCAGAAUAUGCUAAUACUGGCUUGUUAAAUGAGAAGAGUGACAUUUACAGCUUUGGUGUACUGCUGCUAGAAGCAGUCACUGGAAGGGACCCUGUGGACUAUAGCCGGCCUGUUAAUGAGGUCAAUCUUGUUGAGUGGCUAAAGAUGAUGGUGGGGACAAGAAGAGCUGAGGAAGUUCUGGACCCAAAUCUUGAAGUUAAACCAACAACACGAGCUUUAAAACAUGCUCUUUUAGCUGCAGUUAGGUGUGUUGAUCCUGAUGCAGAAAAGAGACCCAAAAUGAGUCAGGUUGUGCAAAUGCUUGAAGCAGAUGAGUACCCUUUUCGUGAGGACCGAAGGAACAGAAAGAGUCGUACGGCAAGCAUUGAAAUUGAGUCCAUGAAGGAAUCAACUGACAUGGAAAACAAGGUGGGAGAUUCAGAGAGCAAUUUCUCUGAAAUGAAUCGUGGAUAGGACUGACAAAAUUGAUCCAGAGGAAGAGUUGCUUUCUCAUCUCCUAUUUCAAAGUCUUAAAAUACAGCUAAAGUUUCAUCUUGACUUCCCUGUAUGCAAGGGAGGAAAUGGAUACAAGAUUAGCCUAUUUAGACUGUGUAGUGAUCACCAUCUCUCUUGUUGGAGUUUCCUUCAUCAGUAUGGAUUGAUGAAGAGAUGUUUUUGAUGAUAAAAAAAAAAAAAAAAGAGGCAAGAAUUGUUGGACAAGGGGGAAGAGAGCUUUCUUGUUGUACAGAUGUUUCCUUCAUCACUUGCUUUUUGUUUCUCACUUUACCGUUGUUGUUCUUGGGAUGGUGAAUGACUUAUUUGGUCUCACUUUCCUUUUACUUAUUAUGUUGUCGUAAUUUAAUUAUUUUGUAUUAGGCAUCAAUACCCUUUUCCCUUUAUUGAUUCAAUCCAUGUUUCUUUAUAUGUUGGCAUUUUAA
Messenger RNA from Hevea brasiliensis (rubber tree), 2624 nucleotides. Its product is annotated as probable receptor-like protein kinase At2g42960. Gene Ontology annotation, biological process: protein phosphorylation. Lineage: Eukaryota; Viridiplantae; Streptophyta; Magnoliopsida; Malpighiales; Euphorbiaceae. The coding region runs from base 640 to 2160 and encodes 506 amino acids. The record is from RefSeq and is a predicted model, not a curated record. Gene Ontology annotation, molecular function: protein kinase activity; ATP binding. The transcript has 8 exons.